AUGCAGUUCAGCCCAGUCCAGUCCAGUCCAGUCCAGUGCAAUCAGGUUUUGUCCAGUCCAGUCCAGUGCAGUCCAGCCCUGUGUAAUCCAGUCCAGUCCAGUCUAAUACAGUACAGUCCAACCCAUUCCAGUCCAGUCCAGUCCAGUCCAGUCCACUGCAGUCCAGUAGAGUCCAGUCCAGUGCAGUUUAGUACCGUCAAGUCCACUCCAGUCCAGUCCUGUCCAAUCAAGUCCAGUCCAGUCCAGUCGAGUGCAGUCCAGUUCAAUCCAGUCCAGUACAGCACUGUCCAGUCCAGCACAGCCCAAUCCAGUCCAGUCCAGUCCAGUCCAUUCCAGUCUAGACCGGUCCAGUCCAGUCCAGUACAGUGCAGUCCAGUCCAAUCCAGUCCAGUGAAGUCCAGUUCACCCCAGUGUAAUCCAUUCCAGUCCAGUCCAAACCAGUCCAGUGCAGUUUAG
Molecule: messenger RNA, 456 nt
Organism: Echinostoma caproni
Lineage: Eukaryota; Metazoa; Platyhelminthes; Trematoda; Plagiorchiida; Echinostomatidae
Source: the annotation of a GenBank genome assembly